UCCCUUUAUUUUCUUGAGACUCUGGUGCUACGACGUGGGUCGGAUAUUUGGAAGUUUGUGGAGCGAAAGACCUUUAUAAGAAGAGCCAACGGGUUGGUUAUACCGUGUGGAAAAUGGGUGCCAGCCCUUGGGCUUUGGCUGGGAAGACAAUAAUGGAGGGAACGCUCUCUGUUUGGGGUCGACAAGAGGGUGUCGAGGAAUUGAAGGCUAGGCUUCUUUUGACCACUUUGGAACUGGAAUCAUUUCGAACCAACGCCCAGGAGGAGAUUAGGAUGAACCAAGAAAGCAUGAGCAAGUUAGUCCACCUCCUCAACAUAACCAGGCAAGAAAGGGAUGAAGCCAGGAGACAGCUUCAGAGUCUUCUGAACAAGACCAUACUUGGCAGUCCAGUGGAUCUUUGUUCCCCUGUUUCCCAUCCCCAGCCUCAAAGUCAAGAGAUCAAGCCCAUGGGAGCCACUCCCAACAUGAAGAAACCUGAUUGCCCAUCCAAUCCCUCUAAUCAAUACUCUCAUGUGGUCCCUUUCGCUGAUGCGGAGUCCUCUCCAGACAUGUCAAAUUUAAACAUGCUCCACCCAAGCAACACACAACUCCAACAGCAGCCAAUCCUCUUAGAACAUAAUAACUCAACGGGGAUCUCUUCAAACCUCGCUAAAUUUGACAGGGCUUCUGUGGUAAUUGAUAGGCUUGUCUCCAAGAGAACUCUGCCAGAGAAAGGGAGGCUGGUGCAAACCGUGAUGGAAGCAGGUCCGCUGCUUCAGACUCUUCUUGUGGCCGGGCCUCUCCCACAGUGGCGCAAUCCUCCGCCACUCAAGCCGAUUCAGAUCCCCCCAGUUGCGGCCCAGGGAAGCAACACCGAAAUUCCGAACCAAUUCCCAGUUCUGGAUCCAGAUUACGCUGUUAACAGCUCUCCAGAUGCGUCGCUCUACAAGAUAUCCCAAAUUGGAUCCGAAAUGGAUGCUACAUCCGACUCCAGUUCUUUGGGUGCAGCAGAUUCGUGUUUGAAGCAGGCAAUGUUAACAUCUCAUGCCAGCAGCUACGAAAGCUUGACUAAGAAACUGGGGUCUCAGUAGAAGCCAUGUUGUAUUUACUAAAUUUAUGCAGAGCCAGCCUUCUAGACCAGAGGAAAGCAUCUGGAGUAUGAAAUGUUGUUAUGUUUAAGUCUAAAAUUCAGAGACUAUGCUUAGACCGGCGCAAUGCCUUUAGAUUUUGAUUUUAAGUAUUAUAUAUAUAAUGAUGGAUUACUUAUUCUAA
This is a messenger RNA of Elaeis guineensis (African oil palm), 1251 nucleotides long. RefSeq lists its product as uncharacterized. NCBI's taxonomy places the organism in Eukaryota, Viridiplantae, Streptophyta, Magnoliopsida, Arecales, Arecaceae. The record is from RefSeq and is a predicted model, not a curated record.